Messenger RNA from Mercurialis annua (annual mercury), 1481 nucleotides. RefSeq names its product BAHD acyltransferase At5g47980-like. The transcript has a single exon. NCBI's taxonomy places the organism in Eukaryota, Viridiplantae, Streptophyta, Magnoliopsida, Malpighiales, Euphorbiaceae. The record is from RefSeq and is a predicted model, not a curated record. The coding region runs from base 74 to 1417 and encodes 447 amino acids.
UCUGACAUUAUUGGAUAAGAGCUAACCAAAUUGGGUUGUGCCUUGUAGCAGACGUUACUAGUGCUGAAGCUACAUGGAGAUCAACUUGAAAAUCAGCCAAAAACAUACCAUAAAACCAUCAUUUCCAACACCAAACCACCUUAGAAUCUUCAAGCUCUCGCUACUCGAUCAGCUAUCCCAUGCAGCUUACGGGUCGAUGCUUCUGUUCUACUCGGUACAUAAACCUGUCGAUGUUCUUGAACGAUCCCACCUGCUCAAGAAAUCGUUCUCAGAAGCCUUGACUCGGUUCUACCCGUUAGCGGGUAGAAUCAAAGAUAAUUCCGUGAUCGAAUGCAACGAUGAGGGAGCUGUUUUUAUUGAAGCAAAAGCUGACUGUUUUCUCUCUCAGGCUCUUGAAAAUCCAAACAAUGAGAUGAUAAGAAAAUUUCUUCCUAUCGAGAAUAUUAAAUUCUCUUCGGAACCCGAAAAGAGUUGUUUGUUACUUGUACAAGCAUCUUUUUUCGCCUGCGGCGGGUUUGCUAUUGGCGUAUGUAUUUCGCAUAAAAUCGCGGAUGCAAGCACGGUUUGCACCUUCAUUAAAGGCUGGGCAGCCACAGCUUCCGGUUUAGAAUCUUUGGAUGAUGAGACUUUCCGGCCGAAUUUUAAUGCUUCAUCAAUCUUUCCACCACAGAAGCUACCAUCAAGAUUAGCUAUGGAGUUAAACAAAGAAAAUUGUGCUACCAAAAGAUACGUAUUCGAUGCCUCAAAGAUUACAGCUCUCAAGGCUAAAGCCGCGAGCCAAACUGUCCCUCACCCGACUCGAGUCGAAGCAGUGACAGCACUAAUAUGGAAGUGUGCUACAAAAGCUGCAACCGUUAGAUUAAACUCAACUCAGCCAAAAGAAUUCGUUCUAGCGCAAGCUGUAAACAUACGGAAAAAGAUGCACCGUUUAUCGGAAAAUACCAUCGGAAACAUGAUGGGCCAUUUCGCGGUACGAGCACCGGAUUCCCAAACAAAUUUAGCAAGUUUAGUUGCAAAUAUUAGAAAAGGAAUGAAAGAUUUCGACGAGAAUUACGUAACGAAACUCGUACAAGGUAACGCUUUUAUGGCUAUAAUGGAAGCUUUAAAAGAAAUGGGGAGUUUAAUUCAUGGAUCAGGAAAUAAUACAGAAUUCUAUAUAGUGAGUAGUUUGUGUAAAUUUCCAUUUUAUGGUAUUGAUUUUGGGUGGGGAAAGCCUAGUUGGGUGGUUCCUCCAAUGGAGUCAUUCAAGAACAUUGUUGCAUUAAUAGAUAGUAAUGAUGGUGAUGGAAUUGAGGCUUGGGUGAUAUUAAAAGAAGAAGAUAUGACAAUUUUUGAAAGAGAUCAAGAAUUGCUUGAAUUUGCUUCUUCAAAUCCUAGUGUUUUGAUUAACACUAUUAUGCCUAACUCUUGCCUUUGAAUGGAUUUUGUUAUGUCACUUGUAAUUUGUGCUUGUUUUUGUCAUUAUUUGUUGAUGUUAUUUA